AUGGCGGCCUCACCCGUGCUUCGACGCGCAAACUGCGGCAAUGGCGGCGGCGCGGAGGAUUAUACUGGCCUGCGCAUCGCGUCGGUCUUCAUCGUCAUGGCCACAUCCAUGUUCGGCGCGCUGUUCCCCGUCGUGUCGCGCCGCACGAAGUGGCUGAACGUGCGCAUCCCGUUUGCCGUGUUCCAGGUGGCGAAGUACUUUGGGAGCGGCGUCAUUAUUGCGACGGCUUUCAUCCAUCUGCUCGAUCCCGCCAUAAGUGCGCUGGGCUCAUCGUGUCUCCCUUCGUCUUGGGCGGAAUACCCAUAUGCACUGGCGCUCUGCCUCGUUAGUAUAUACAUGAUUUUCCUCAUCGAGGUUUUUGCCUUCCGAUUUGGGACUCGCAUGCUGAAGAAGAUCGGUAUGACUGCCGUCAAGGACGGGCAGUCGAUCAAGGCGACGCCUGGCGAAGGCGAAGAGCUGGAGUCGCUUCCCCAGCUCGAGAAGGGCGUGCCCGUCUCGCCCAUCGCGCAGGUUCUGGGAAUUGCUGUCCUCGAAUUCGGUGUGUUGCUGCACAGUGUGUUCGUCGGACUCACGCUCGCCGUGACGGCCAACUUCAAGAUCCUCUUCGUCGUCAUCAUCUUUCACCAAAUGUUCGAGGGGCUCGGAGUCGGCUCGCGGCUCGCAUACAUGGACCUUCCGCCCAGGUACAGCUAUGUCCCGAUCCUCGGUGCAUGCCUGUACGGUAUCACCACGCCCGUCGGCAUCGCAGCAGGCCUCGGCGUGCGAGCCUCAUACAACCCACACAGCACCACCGCGGACAUUGUCGGUGGGAUUCUGGAUGCGUUCAGCAGCGGCAUCCUCAUUUACACCGGCUUGGUGGAGCUGAUGGCACACGAGUUUGUGUUCAACAAGGACAUGAUCGAGGGGCCGACGCGCAACCUCGUGUUCACGCUCGGCUGCAUGCUCCUCGGCGCGGGGCUCAUGUCGCUCUUGGGAAAAUGGGCGUAA
Postia placenta MAD-698-R-SB12 is the source of this 987-nucleotide messenger RNA. RefSeq lists its product as hypothetical. The transcript has 8 exons. Gene Ontology annotation, cellular component: plasma membrane. Gene Ontology annotation, molecular function: zinc ion transmembrane transporter activity. Bases 1 to 987 code for a protein of 328 amino acids. Lineage: Eukaryota; Fungi; Basidiomycota; Agaricomycetes; Polyporales; Adustoporiaceae. Gene Ontology annotation, biological process: zinc ion transmembrane transport. The record is from RefSeq and is a predicted model, not a curated record.